CCGCGUCGUAGUUCGUUCUCAAAACCCACAAGAUAAACCUCACAGUUGCUCGUGCAUUUCAUUAUCCUCAUACGUUGCGCUCGAAAGCACUGCCCAAACAUACACAAAACUGUACAUUGAAGUAUCAGCAACAUGAGUGCGUGGGACGAUGACUGGGUGAAAAUUGCAGACAGAGAACCAGCAAAAGAUACUCAACCAGAGAAACCGAAAAAGUUGACCAAGGCCGAAAGACGCGCGCAGCAUGCCCAAUUGCAACGCGAGCUGUGGGACACAGCAGAUAACCCUGCGCCUGCUCCUAUAUUCGUGACUGCGAGGGACAACACGCCUGUUCAGGGAGAUCCGUUCAGGGCACCCAUGAAACUUCUUUCACGCAAGCCACCGCCAAAGGUGUUAUCUAAGACUGAUGUAGAAGGUCAAAUAGGGGGGCUCUCGCUCGACGACGACGAUGACAGUGAAGAGGAGGAGCGCAAGAGGGCAGACAUACUUCUGAAGGAACGACAGGCUAACGCGGCAAAAGAUCGCGAAGAAAAGAAGCGUGCGUAUGCUGAGCGCCGAGCUGAACUUGGGGUUGGCGCAUCUGUCGAAACACAAGGCCGGGCCUCCCCACAAGCAAGAUAUCAAAGCCAAAACCAAAAUCAGAGGGGCAAAGGAAAGGGCAAAGGAGGUCAGAGAAGUGGUAAUGUCACUCCUUCGUCAGGCGACCAUUCUCCUGCACGCGGUGGACCCCAAAAGUCGUCGCAGCUUUUUGAACCCGGAUAUGCGCCGAAACCGAACUCUGUAUAUAUUCAAAGAAGAGCUGGAGAGGGCAGCCAGUCGAAUUCCGAGCUUCCCAAGGAGAGUCAGAUCCUUCGGGCUCCGCGAGGCCCAGAUGGUAGCGGAAGAGGCGGAUUUGGAUUCGCUCCUAGAGGCAACAAGAGCACAGGCUCUGUGUAAGAUUCAUACAAUGUCGCCCCCUGAGCGAAUGGGGCGAGGAAGUACGUCCUUGCAGAAAGUUUCUCGAUCUGGAUUAUGCACCACAACUAGUCGGAAGACAUGGAAGUCACAGCUACGAUCCUGAGCUGCAGUCACGGCUAGCUAGGCUGAAGGACACUGCACACAUCCUGCAAAGACUCAAGACGACUCCACUUGGUGUACAGGAGUGCCAUUGUUGAAGAUCACGAACAAUGAGGAAUUGUGGAAGAGAUGGGUCGAAGUCACCCUCCAGUAUAGCACGAACUCGGCUUAUACUUCGACCACUGACAGGGAGGGACACAGAGGGGAUUCCCUGAAAGGUUGCACUGAGACCACAAUUACAGUUGGCGCGACCCCGCGAUGCUCAUCACGAUGGAGAUUGCCACUUGAAUUAUGCCCCAAGUGACGAUAUUGCUAUCUCACAGA
Messenger RNA from Pseudovirgaria hyperparasitica, 1377 nucleotides. RefSeq lists its product as uncharacterized. Lineage: Eukaryota; Fungi; Ascomycota; Dothideomycetes; Acrospermales; Acrospermaceae. The transcript is spliced from 3 exons. Bases 133 to 933 code for a protein of 266 amino acids. The record is from RefSeq and is a predicted model, not a curated record.